Messenger RNA from Vanessa atalanta (red admiral), 496 nucleotides. RefSeq names its product fatty acid-binding protein 2-like. Bases 42 to 443 code for a protein of 133 amino acids. Lineage: Eukaryota; Metazoa; Arthropoda; Insecta; Lepidoptera; Nymphalidae. Gene Ontology annotation, cellular component: nucleus; cytosol. Gene Ontology annotation, molecular function: fatty acid binding. Gene Ontology annotation, biological process: fatty acid transport. The transcript has 4 exons. The record is from RefSeq and is a predicted model, not a curated record.
AAUUCCAUAUCGGCAUUUAACGUUACCUGCAACAAAUCAAAAUGGCGUACGUUGGUAAAACUUACAAAUUCCAAAAAGAUGAGAACUUCCGUGAAUUCCUGUCUUAUGUCGGUGUCCCAGCAGACAAAGCGGAAUUCUUGCUGACGUCCAAACCAUCACAGAAACUUGAAAAGGAUGGAGACAACUACACCUUGACUACCAUUGACGCUGCAACCAAGGAAAUUAAGUUCAAGGAAGGCGUUGAAUUUGAAGAAAAUGUCGCUCCUGAAAUCGUAGCAAAGACAACGUUCACAGUUUCUGGUAAUGUUGUGACCCAAGUACAGAAAUUCCAAGACGGUCGCAGUAUCACCCUUAAAAGAGAAUACAGUGGCGACCAGCUUGUCGUGGACAUCACAGUAACUGGCUGGGAUAACGUUGCCCGCAGAUAUUACUCUGCCGUAUAAAUGUAGUUUCGCCGAAUUAUAGUUGUAAUUAAGUUUUUUAAAUAUUUAUUAAA